CUUUUCACAUACCCUAUAUAUUCUAAUCUGCAUCUCGAUAUAUUUACAUCUCGUCACGUCUGUUCGAUUCGAGAAAUCGAUUUAGCAAGUACAAACACACGAAAGAAGACUCCGGCGUGCGCCGUCGCCUUGACGAUGAUGACGAUGUCGUUGUCGACGUCGUUUUGACGUCGGCGCAGUGCGUCGUCGCGUAACCAGAGCCACUGCGUCGGGUCGACGAUCUAUCCGAUGGCAAGUCAGUUUUCUCGGCUUUUGCGUCGCGUGCCUCGUUUCCGUUUCGACGCCGUCGCCGCUGUCGCUGACAUUGUCGCCAUCAUCACCGUCGCGUCAUUGUCGUCACAAUCUCAUCAGAUCGUUAAUAUCAGCAUUGCUUGAUCACGUAAAUCUUGAGUACAACAACAUAGUUUGUCGUGUCAAAUUUAUACGUUAACGAUACCUUGCUCCAAAAUUUCUACCAGCCAUUUAUCUCGCUAACAACGCGCAACGUCGUCGCACAAUACUCAUCGAAGAUGUCCAAUGUUGAUUUUAUUAACGCCGUAACAUAAGAAACCACUGGGACAUGUGCCCUUCCGCUUCCUAUUGAUCGGCGCGUUCCGACCGGCGCGACCAUAUUUCGCGGCCUGCAAAAGAUCUGGUUUUACAUCAGGCCUGCGCCGAUCGGCGUAUUCGUGGCAAAGAAAUCCUAGCGCGCAAGUAGGCCCCCCUUCUUUCCAGGGCCCGAUUGGGGGACCCCUAUGUGCACCUGUGCAGGUUGAGAGAUGUUGUGUUUUCACUUGGCAGUUCAACCUACAAUCGCGUGCAAGAACGUUCCGCGGAGAAGGUCGUCCGCUGUCUCGAUUGAAACGAACAGAAAAGUCGGUUUACGAUAUUCAUGAUAGAAUUUUCAAUCAUCAUUGUUCUUUUAAAAAAAUUGUAGAAUUUUUUAAUAAUUCUAUAAAUACAAAAUAUUUUGACAAGUGAAGGAUUUACGUUGGGAACGUUGUGCUGUUAAACAUUUUAUUCUUCUCAACGAGAAUUAAAUUGAAUUGUCAGAGAUAAAUGAAGGAAAUCAACGAAACACUUCUCAUGAAACUUCAAAAGUCUUACGUAGGAAGCAAGCAACUUUCGAAUGUAUAUCCGAGAUGAGAUGUCUUGAUUCUCGAUUCAGAAGAAAACAUUUAUUUUGAAGAGGAAAUUGAAAAUGGACAUCAUGUUGGAGAAAAUAGGAAAAUUAAAUUUGAGAAUUCCAAACUGUUCUGUUAAAAAUUCACAACCUCUGAAAGAAUUUGUUGGUCGCUGCCAAACUAUGCCAUCACGAGUGAAGAAAUCAUUUUGCGGAUGUCUCCAAGAUGACGAGCCACCGGAAAUCACAUAUUGCGUUGUGGAACAUACGGGUACGCUCACGCUACAAGCAAUGACACCAACCUUGCCAAUGCCAGCAGAGGAAGAGCUAAAUAAAAUGUUUCUCGAGCUUGUCGACGAGUUGGACUUAACUCAAACCAAUCGACAAGCAGUUUUGGCACUUCCAGCUAAUAAAAAGUGGCAAAUAUAUUGCUCCAGGAAAGGUAAUGACACAUUAGAUAACGGAGGCUUGCGCACCACUGACCUUAGCGGCGAUCCCGAAGAUUAUAUCAAUAGAUUGAAGACGAUAGCGAAUAAUCCUUUCCCGGAAGAAGAUGAAGAAGUAUCAAAUCAAAUGCGUCAAGCAGAAGCUCUAAAGACUGCCCUGAGGACGCAGCCGCAUAGCUUUGUUCUCAGAUUUAUAGAACUAGAUGGUUUAAAUGCUUUAUUACAAGUUCUAGAAACUAUGGAUACCGAAGCAGCUAAUAGUAAUAUCAACACCAGUGUUAUAGGAUGUUUAAAGGCUUUAAUGAAUAAUUCGAAUGGUAGAGCGCAUGUGUUAGCGCAUCCGACGGCAAUCAACACAAUAUCACAAUCACUCGCAUCUGAGAAUAUAAAAACGAAAAUCUCUGUCCUAGAAAUUCUCGGUGCAGUUUGUCUAGUGCCAGGCGGUCACCGCAAAGUUUUAGAAGCCAUGUUGCAUUUCCAACAAUAUCAUUCCGAAAGAACGCGCUUCCAAUGUAUAAUUAAUGAUCUUGACAAAAAUUUCGGCAUCUAUAAAGACAAUUUAUCCCUGAAAACAGCGAUCAUGUCAUUCAUUAACGCUGUACUAAAUUAUGGACCUGGCCAAGUAACAUUAGAGUUUAGGUUGCACUUACGAUAUGAGCUACUGAUGCUCGGCAUCCAACCUAUCAUCGAGAAAUUAAGAAAAUACGAAAAUGAGACACUCGAUAGGCAUCUCGAUUUUUUUGAGAUGGUACGAAAUGAAGAUGAGAAAGAGCUUGCCAGGAAGUUUGAAAAGGAUCAUGUAGACACUAAAAGUGCUAGCGCCAUGUUCGAUCUUUUGCGACGGAAACUCAGCCAUACUGCUGCUUAUCCUCAUCUUCUUAGCUUACUUGAACAUUGUCUUUUAUUGCCACUGGAUUACGGUUCGCAUCCUCAACAUUGGUUGUUAUUCGAUCGAAUCGUUCAGCAAAUUGUUUUACAGUCUGAAAGCAACGAGACGGGUUUAGUAAGAAAUUCUGAUGUGGCUCCAAUAGAUAUAAACGUGAAAGAAAUUGUUCAUCUUCUCGCCAAAGAGGAGGAACUUGUGGCAGCAAGGAAAAAGGCUGAGGAGAUGGAACGCGAAAAUUUGGACAUGUCUACAAAAUUGGCUAAAAAGGAGCAAGAACUAGAUUUGAGAACUCAAGAAAAAGAAGAUAUGGAAGCAAGUUUAGCAAGAAUCAAAGAACGUCUUGAAAAAGAGACAUCGAUGCACAUAGAGACAAAACAAAAAAUUUCUGAAUUGCAAGAUAACCUUGAGACAUUGUCGCGACAAGUUAACAACGAAAAAUCAGAAAGGAAACGUCUAGAACAAUUAGUAGCUUCAGGAAGUUUGCCAGACGAUGCAAAAGCCACUUUAAAAAUUGUGGAAGAUGAAGUACUCGAGAAAGUUGAGACCAAACUUACUCCGCCACCACCGCCACCUCCUCCAUUAGCACCUCCGCCACCUCCUUGUUUAAUGCCGGCUGCUCCUCCGCCGAUGAAGAUGGAGAUAAUAAAGAAUGUUCCACAGCCGAGUAAUCCUUUGAAAUCGUUUAACUGGUCCAAAAUACCUGAGCAGAAAUUACAAGGCACGAUAUGGUCAGAAUUGGACGAUUCGAAACUCUAUAACGUAAUGGACCUCGAGUCCAUUGAUAAGAUCUUUUGCGCUUAUCAAAAAAAUGGCGUUUCUACGGAAGGCUCGAUAGAGGAUUUGAGAACAUUAGGAAAGAAUAAGAAGACGAUGUCGGUAAUUGAUUCGAGAAGAGCGCAGAAUUGCACUAUAUUAUUGUCAAAAUUGAAAAUGUCUGAUAAUGAAAUUACUAGAACGAUAUUAUCGAUGGAUCAGCAGAAUAUUUUGCACAUCGAUAUGGUGGAGCAGUUGUUAAAGUACAUACCAUCCUCGGAAGAGGCUGCCUUGUUAGAUAUCCAUCAAAAAGAAUUGCAGAACAGGGCUGAUUGUUUCUUAUAUCAAAUAUCAAAGGUGCCACAUUAUGAACAGAGAUUGCGUUCUCUUCAUUACAAAAAGAAAUUCGCAGCUAGCAUUGCGGAAUUGACACCGAGGAUGCGAGCAGUUUUAGAAGCGAGCCGACAAGUAGCUAGAUCAAGGAGACUCAGAAAACUUUUAGAAUUAGUUUUAGCAUUGGGAAAUUACGUGAAUCGUGGAAACGCGCGGGGUAACGCAUGCGGCUUUCGAUUAGCUUCUUUGAACCGUCUAGUCGACACAAAAUCUUCUUGUUCCAAGGGAACAACUUUACUACAUUACCUUGUACAAAUUCUCGAAGCCAGAUUUAGAGAAGUCCUAGAAAUCGAAGAAGACAUGCCGCAUGUUAAAACGGCUGCUAAAGUUAGUAUGGCCGAUUUGCAGAAAGAAGUGGCCAACUUAAAAAACGGACUGCAGGAUGUUCAAAGAGAAAUAGAAUUUCAUCGAGGUCAAUCUCAGGUGCUUCAAGGAGAUAUGUUUUUACCAGCAAUGAGAGAUUUCCAAGCGCAAGCCACAUGUAGAUUAGCAGAGGCCGAAGACUUAUUUCAAGACAUGAAAACUAGAUUUGAUCGAGCAGUGAGACUAUUUGGUGAAGAUUCGGCUGGUGUUCAACCAGAUGAAUUCUUUGGCAUUUUUGAAAACUUUUUACAAGCCUUAGCUGAAGCAAGACAAGAUGUAGAAAAUAUGAGAAAGAAAAUCGAAGAAGAGGAACGUAGAGCGAAACAAGAACAGGAACUCCGAAAGAGAACGAUAGAGAGGAAGAACUCGCGGGAGGGUAUAUUAAAUAGCAUAUCUUUAAGUAAGAAGAAUGAAGUAAAUAGUAAUGGACAACAAAAUGAUAACAAAGGUGAAUUCGACGACUUGAUAUCUGCUCUUCGAACUGGUGAUGUGUUCGGCGAAGAUAUUGCUAAAUUCAAAAGGUCAAAACGAAGACCUGUUACACCUAGCAGUCAAGAAUCACGUAGACAUAGUACUCACAAGGAAGAUUCCCGAGAACGUCAUUGAAACUCCAAUAGGAUCAAACAGAUCAUUUGUCAGGAUAUAAGUUUUUUCACAUAUAAAAGAAUUCAUUUAUUAAGAAUUUUACAUAUCGUGUUUUAAUAGCACAUUACAGGGGGUGAUCUAAUUACAAAUAUAAAUAACAUUCCAUAAAAUAACAAAAACAAAAUUAAUCUGAGCUAAUAAAAGUCAGCGAGAGGAAGUGCACAAUAAAAUUUUAACAAAUAAAUUUGUUACUCCAUUUAAUGUGUUGAUGUCUUCUUUAUUUAAAAUCUUAAAAAAUCGUUCAAUUCUCUUUGGAAUCAUCAUCAACAAUAUUCUUAAUCCAUAAAAUUAUGUAGUA
This is a messenger RNA of Acromyrmex echinatior (Panamanian leafcutter ant), 4886 nucleotides long. It is a transcript of the gene DAAM, whose product is annotated as disheveled-associated activator of morphogenesis-like protein. NCBI's taxonomy places the organism in Eukaryota, Metazoa, Arthropoda, Insecta, Hymenoptera, Formicidae. The record is from RefSeq and is a predicted model, not a curated record. Gene Ontology annotation, biological process: positive regulation of actin filament polymerization; actin cytoskeleton organization. Gene Ontology annotation, molecular function: small GTPase binding; actin binding.